Podarcis raffonei (Aeolian wall lizard) is the source of this 2531-nucleotide messenger RNA. RefSeq names its product MORN repeat containing 4 (gene MORN4). The coding region runs from base 160 to 600 and encodes 146 amino acids. The record is from RefSeq and is a predicted model, not a curated record. The transcript is spliced from 5 exons. NCBI's taxonomy places the organism in Eukaryota, Metazoa, Chordata, Lepidosauria, Squamata, Lacertidae.
UGGGUGUGAGGGAAGCCUGGCAUAACUGACGGAGCGAAAGGAGAGGAGUGAGGAGGAGGCGGCGGCCGAUGGGGGGAGACCGAAGGGGUGUGGGGCUCGUGGCAGCUGCGGAGAAGCUCGGAGCGCAGCUGUUGUCUUGCCUUCUUGAAAGCUGGCACCAUGACCUUGACCAAGGGCUCCUUCACCUACUCCAGCGGGGAGGAAUAUUGUGGGGAGUGGAAGGAAGGGCGCCGGCAUGGUGUUGGGCAGUUGACAUUUGCUGAUGGCAGCAUUUACCUGGGACACUUUGAGAAUGGUCUCUUCAAUGGCUGUGGGGUGCUCACUUUUGCAGAUGGCUCCAGGUACGAAGGGGAGUUUGUACAGGGAAAAUUCAACGGCGUUGGAGUCUUCACACGGUAUGACAACAUGACCUUUGAGGGAGAAUUCAAGGGUGGACGUGUUGAUGGCUUUGGGCUUCUGACUUUUCCUGAUGGCUCUCACGGAAUCCCCCGCAAUGAAGGCUUCUUUGAGAACAACAAACUCUUGCGACGGGAGAAGUGCCAGGCAGUGGUCCAGCGCGCUCAGAGUGCCUCUAAAUUGGCGCAUGGCCUCACAGCAUGAUGGGUGCAAGCUCUAAAGCACCCUACCCCAGGACUCGCCCAUGAAACUGCAGCUCAGCCUGGGGGUUGGCAGGAGUGUGGAGUGCAGGAGUCACAGAGACAGACACCAUCUCUAGGAGGUAGAUGAUCCCACAUCAGCCCUGAUCAGGUGGGCAGCCUACCCAAGUCACUUCCUUAAAACAGCCUGGCCCCUAUAGUGCAAUCCGGUGCCAAACCUCAACUUAUAGAGCCACUGUCCCCUGCCAAACAGAGAGUCUGUCACUCCUGAGGCUGUGGCAUUCCUUUGUCAAGAGCGUUCUCCAUAGGACAGUCUUCUAGUGCCCCAGUUGCGGUGGGAACGGCGGGGUGUGUGUGUGUGUUAAUGCUCCCACCAUCACCUUAGAGGCACAAGGAGUGACUCACUAAUGCUUAGACAUCAUUUUACCUUUUUCUUAGCUUGAGACUAAUGCAGCUGAGAGUUCAUGAGAUUAGAUGGGUUGGUCUUCAGUGUUCAAGGGAGAAGUUGGAACUUGCAUUUAGCACAGCUUCCUGUCGCCCUCCACAGCUCUAAACCUCUGGUUCUCUCUCUUGUCGCUUCAAUGGGGUUCUUCGUUCCUUUUAUUUAUUUAUUUAUUUUUAAUGCAAAAAUGGAAAAUUUAUAUACUGCAGAAUUCUAGACCUUCUGAAUGUGCCUUUCCCCGAUGUUGUACAUCAGCCCAAAGAAGGAGACCUGAGCUGCAAUGCCUGCCAUCCUUUAGGCCCUAGAGUAUAUCUGGGACGCACUACCAUUGCUUUCUGCCACUGCUUUCUGAUGCUUUAUCCAGUUCACUUGGGCCAUUCUCACUGUGAGUAUUUGGAUUGCCCCUUGGGUGAAAGUCAGCUUUUCUCCCUUAUAUAAGGUCUGUGCUCCUUGACCCGGAGGGAGAGAUCUUCCAGAGCUGUUGCAUGGCAUCCAUGCACCAUAGUGCCAUAGACACAGGGCUGCGUGUAUUCUGCCCUUCAAAAAUGACAAUUCUGUACAAAGAAAAGCUGAAUUCUGCAACAUGUAUAAAUUACACAGAAAUAAUUGGCAUAUAAUUAUUUAUUUUGCAUGAUUUCUGCUUUUGCUAGUAAUAGGAAAAGGCAAAAGUGCUUUGGAGAGCACUAAUGCCGUAUCUCUUGAACACCUGUGCAUUCCCUAACUCUCUCUUCCAGUUUCUCAGAAUUUAUCAGGCAUUGCCUGAAUGCUUUUAAGCCUAUCUUUUGCUGCCUUAAUGGCUAUAAAUUUGCUUUAAAAUAUACAACCGAUUCUCAUGAUGCUGACUGCUGUGUCCAAUAUUGUUGAAUGCAGUCACAGAGAAAUGACAUACACACAGCCCUGUAGAUACCCAAAAGAAGUGGUGUCCAUCCCCAUUUUGUCCACUAGGUCCAAAGAGGUGGUUGCACUGAGAUCUGGUAAUGCUGUGUAGCUCUUUAGGAGCAUUUUGGUAGGGGAAGUAAGUGAGCACUGGAGCCUUCAAAAACUUGAGUGUGUGCAGGGCAUCCCUAAUACAUUUGCAUGCAAAGCUGGGGCAAUGACGUGGAAGAAAAGAAACAGCUUCUGGGAGGGUCCUCGCAGGCUGAAUGGAAAUAUAGGGCUGGGCUAGCAGAAGGGGAAAGCUAGCUGUGGGAUAUCAGCCUGUGAAAUGAUGGGCUGGGGGGUUGAGUUGGGACUGAGUGGCCUUUGAAGAGCGACUUAGUUUCUACCCAGCCACUUUGUGUUUCUGUGCACUGAAAGUAAACAUGGGAUUGUUUCGAGACUGGGGGGUGUUCUUAGCCAAGCAUUGACCUGCAUGGUGUGUGUCCCUAAGUGCCAUGCUGGAGCCUCUUGUUACCAGCCCACCUCCACACUGAAUGUCUGCGUGUCAAUGCCACCCUCGUGCCUUUUGUGUCUCUGCCCAUGUAAGGGCCUUGGCCAAAUAAAGAGUUGCUGAA